Molecule: messenger RNA, 1476 nt
Organism: Lepisosteus oculatus (spotted gar)
Lineage: Eukaryota; Metazoa; Chordata; Actinopteri; Semionotiformes; Lepisosteidae
Gene: aqp12
Product: aquaporin 12
Cellular component (GO): cytoplasm
Molecular function (GO): channel activity
Source: RefSeq, a predicted model, not a curated record
CUCCAGUCCUCCGUCAAAGGUGUGGCUCCACAUCGGCCAGUCUGGGCAAAAUGUCGGGGCUCAACGUCUCCUUCGGAUAUUUCUUAGCAGUCGCAGUCUUGGCGGGGGUCGGGGGACGUCUGCUCAGGCUUCGCCCGCUCCGGCACUUCUCCGCCGAGCUGCCCGCUUCCUUCAUGCUGGUGGCCUGCUGGUCGGAGGUGCAGACGAUCACAAACUUGGGGCAGUGGGCCGGAGGCUACGGUCCGGACGUCACGUCGACUGUCCUCUUCGUGACGUUGGUGGCUCACGGCCUCGUGUCGCCGGGCGCCUCGGGGAACCCCGCCGUGACCCUGCGGAGCUUCCUGCUCGGGGACGCCUCCGCCCCGGCCGCCCUUUCCGGCCUCGCGGGCCAGGUCGCGGGCGCCUCUCUGGGGCUGGGCUUGGCCACCUGCUACUGGUCCCUGGAGCUGACCGACAUGCACCUGAUCCAGAAGCUCAUGUCGAGCGAGUGCAGCCCGGCGCUGCGCGUCCCCGCCCUGCAGGGCGCCCUCACGGAGGCCGCGUGCUCCCUGGCUUGGCACCUCCUCGCCCUGCGGCUCGAGCGGAGUCCCGAGCUCCCUCGGGUGCUGCUCUCCGCGCUCGCGCUCACGGCGCUCUCUCACGUCGCUGGCAGCUACACCUCCGGCUACCUGAACCCCGCGCUGGCGGCCGCGCUCACGUUCCGCUGUCCCGGGUUCAGCCUGCGGGAGUACGCGGCGGCGUACUGGCUCGGGCCUGCGGCCGGAAUGGCCAUGGCUCUGUUCCUGUACGUGGGACAUAUCCCUCGACUUUUUUCUAGGAAUCUCCUUUAUUCCCAGAAGAGCCGGUACAGAGUGCCACGAGGUAAGAGCGCCCGGAAGCGGACAGAGACAGCUGGCACCGCGGAGCAAGAAAAGAAGAGGGAGUGAACGUCAAGCCGCAGCGCUGCGUACAGUGAACACGUCUCUCCCGCUCGGCUGCAGAUUCACCUGAUCGGGGUUGGCGACUGGACCCAGAUUUAACCGGGCACUCGAGGCGGGAGGAGCUUUCCGUAUUGUUUCUAGACCGAAACUAAAUCGCUUAGGGCUUGCUGCGAUUCCAAGUGACAGUAUUUUUUUAAAUGAGACGUACAGUUCUGAAACUCGGAAUUCCUUAGGGUAAUGUGGACGUGGACCAGAAAAGCACAUGCUGUACUCCGCCAUGCAGACCGAUAACUCCUGUCGUGUUCACAAUAUGUCCUUGUACAGGCUCAUUGCUGACCCCUGGCAUAAACGCAGCACCAUUCAACAAUCUGGCUUAAUCGUGUCUGUCAAACGUUCUACAGGUCAGAUGGUUGGAAAAGUCGACCUCCAUUAUUGACCUAAUUCAGAGCUUCAGUGAAUUUGGGUGAUUUAUUAAUAAUUAACAGUAAGUAAAAUAGAUGUAAAGUAGUAGGUUUAUUCCAUGCUGAAAAGAGAAGAAAGAAAACAACGUCUCACA